ACCUACUCAAACAAAGCUGACCUGGGGUUAUAUAAUAACAACAGCCUUAUAAGAAGUGCGAGAAAUCUUAAUUAGUUCCCUUGUGUUGGUGAGCUCUUGUGCUUUAAAGAUUUGUUUACUCCAUAAUUGUGGGAUUUUCAAAUUUAUUUUCCGCCUCAAAAUUUGAAUUUCUUGCCACAUAAUAAUAAUUGUUUUAAAAAUGACUAAACCUGGAGAUCUACCCUAUCGCCUUUAUGAGUGGGCAACGAAAGAAAUGCAGUUUCGCCCUCCACCAUCUUGCCCACGCAUGCCAACCAUUGAAAACUUCAGAACGUUAACGAUGGGAGGGAAUAACGCAAAGGUGUGGAAAUAUGUUAUUGAAAAUGUUGCUUCCACCAAAAAGCUAAGUAAGAUCCGAGGGAACUUAAGCCUGUGUGAAGAGGAGCAGCAGCUCAUUACCCUUAAUGAAGAGAAUGAGAUGAAGAAGAAAAAGAUUGAAAAACUGAAACAGGAGAUUAGAUAUUUGGAGAUGGACGGGAAGCAGUUGGAAGAAGAACUCUUUGAGUCAGAUGCAACCCUGUCUGAUGCCUAUACCGAAUUGUUCAAUCUGAAAAAGAAGUCGGUCCUCUUGUCCCAAUUUUCUGCUCAGUCCAAGAAACAGAUGUCGGUAUUCAACUGUUUGCAGCAACAGAUUUCAGAGAAGUUGGCCGAUUCUCAAAAUGUCUCUGACAAGGAGGCAAGGCUCUAUUAUUGUGUCAACUCCUCCAACAAAACUGAAACAUCCUGCCAGAAAAAUGUUCGUGAAAAUAUUGAGAAAAUAUACAAAGACCUCUUGGAUAUGCAUCAGAACAACCAAGCUCUUCGGAACCAAGAUGAUGAGGAGAUAUUACAGAGGAACUGGCAGGAAACGGUGGAAUCAACCAUGGGGAAGUUCCCUGCAAGCAGCAUUAUGGAAACUCUGAUAAAUAUGACAAAUGAAGCGAGUUGCAGUUUGGGCCAGAAAACCACAGAAUUAAAUUUUGAAGCAGAACUUUCAAAAUUAAAGAAAAAAUAUGAAGACCAGACAUCAAACGGUUCCACUCCAAACCAAAUUCUCCAGCAGAAUGUCGAUCAACAGAUAUUGGAAAGCCAGAAAUCUCACAUAAUGAAGGACAUCAACACGAAGAAUCUUCAGACCCAGAACCAGAAAGAUAAACUUCAAGUGGAAGAGAUGCUCAAAGUGGCCAACGCCCUUCUGCAGGAGAUCCUUGAGGAUGAUCCACAAAAGAUGUCGAUGGCUAAGGACCUGUUGCAGAGAGAAGUCCAAGCUGCUGGUCUUGAGGCCUCCAUGAGUUGCCUUGAGAAAGAAACCUGCCGACUGAGAGAGGAACUUCUGAAAGGAGACGGAGAAAAGAAGCUCCUGGAGAAGAAACAGGAACGGAUCGAGAACAUGCAAACGUUAAUUCAAAAGAAAAGUGAUCUGAUUCAAGAACUCCAUGAAGAUUUCUACUCAUCCAAGAGCGAGCUAGAUAACGGCCAUAUUCAGAUGGUAAACUUUGUUAAAGAGAAACUUGUCCCCCACAAGGAAUCUGUUCGACAUUUUGAGGGGGACCUUAAAAAUGUGGUCACAGAUGAAGUAACCAAAUUUCUUGAUGCUUCAUUGCCUCAUCUGAUGACGGUUGAUGUCAAUGGAUGUAAAAUCCCCAGGACCGAAUUGUCUAUAAACCAGCUGAAUCCAGAUUUUGUACUCAACUCCGAGAACUGUCUCCGAGGAAUACUUAGAGCAGUAGACUUCCCGAUGUUUAAGGCCCCAGAGCAUAUACUGGCUCACAUCAGCCAAUUGAAAGCGAACAUUAUGAAGAACCAGUUGAUCCAAAACCUUGCCACCGAUGCAACCUCGAAUCAGUCGGAUUCUGGAAACGAAGUGGAAAUCAUUGAGAAACUCGAAGAACUCUUUGAAAUGCUGAACCAAAGCGAACAUGAAAUCCAGACCUCAAUACACCAGAAUCUAAAGCAGAACCUGAAGAAAGUUGUGUCAGACAUCAAUUCCCUGUCAGUGCUGAAGCGCCGAAUCGAAGAAUGGGAAACGCAGCCUGCUCAACAUGCCGUGCCAUGGGUUAAAGUAAACGGCUCAACGUUUGACCAGUGGAUGGAACGAUGGAAAGUGGCCGUGGCACAACUCCGCCAAUAUCAAGUUGCAGAUCUCUGUUGAUUCUCCCAGCUGCUUCCUCCUCC
Molecule: messenger RNA, 2193 nt
Organism: Octopus sinensis (East Asian common octopus)
Lineage: Eukaryota; Metazoa; Mollusca; Cephalopoda; Octopoda; Octopodidae
Product: HAUS augmin-like complex subunit 5
Exons: 18
Coding region: 200-2170 (656 amino acids)
Biological process (GO): spindle assembly; centrosome cycle
Cellular component (GO): HAUS complex; centrosome
Source: RefSeq, a predicted model, not a curated record